CGUGACUCCAGUGCUUCCGUGUCAGAGAGCGUAAUCACGUGGUCAACACAUACACGAGAAUAGAAACUGACAGUGACUGUUCGGUUUGACUGGAAAACACAGCAGGUUUGAGACUGAAAAGAAAACAAAUAAUGCAGCCGUCCUCCUGUGACACCUUUGUGGCUCUCCCCCCCUCCACUGAGGGACAACGCAUCAUCUUCGGGAAAAACUCCGACAGGCCCAGUGAUGAAGUGCAGGAGGUGGUGUAUUUUCCUGCCAAAUGUUACGGUGCAGGGGAGAAGGUUGAGUGUACGUACAUAGAGAUCGACCAGGUUGCCCACACGUAUGCAGUGGUGCUGAGCAGACCAGCCUGGCUGUGGGGGGCGGAGAUGGGUGCCAAUGAGAAUCAAGUGUGCAUUGGGAACGAGGCAGUGUGGGGCAGAGAGAGCGCUGAUGGUGAUGAGGCUCUUCUCGGCAUGGAUCUUCUCAGGCUCGGACUUGAGAGAGCCGACACGGCUGAGAAAGCGGUGGACGUCAUAACUGAGCUGCUAGAGAAAUACGGUCAGGGAGGAUCUUGCAUGGAGGAUGAGUCCGGCUUCACCUACCACAACAGCUUCCUCAUCUCGGACAGGAAGGAGGCCUGGCUGCUGGAAACAUCAGGGAAGCACUGGGCUGCAGAGAGAGUGGAAGGUGGAUAUCGCAACAUCUCGAACCAGUAUGGCAUAACAUCUAAGAUAGACAAGGAACAUCCGGAACUGAGGGAGUAUGCACGAAGCAAAGGCUGGUGGGACGGAGAGUCUCAGUUCAACUUCGCCACAGUCUUCUCCUUCAUGACCACGGCCAGAAUUGAGGCCUCAGGGAGCCGCUACUGUGAGGGGAAGAAGUUGUUGGAAAAAAGCCAAGGCCACAUCACAGCUGAGACGAUGAUGGGCAUCCUGAGGGAUAAAGACAGUGGCAUCAACAUGGAGGGCAUGUUCAUGACUACAGGAAGUAUGGUGUCAGUGAUCCCCACGAAUCCUGCUCUGCCAGGGGUUCACUAUUUUACAGCCACUCCAGACCCUGAAAGGUCUGUAUUCAAGCCGUUUAUCUUUGUGAAACACACCAAUCCGCUGAAGGAGACGACUUCUCCCAGUUACGGCCCAAAUGACCCUGUGAAGAAGAAACCGCGCUUUCAGAGCAAACCUGACCGCAAACACGAACUAUUUGUCAAACACCAAGCGGUGACUGCCAUCAUCGACUCUUACAAGGACAGAGGAAAGAAGAUCACAGAGUCGAUGAGGCAGCUGGAAAAGGAGAACAUGUCACGGAUGGAGAAGAUUCUUUCGCAUGGUGUUGAGCAGCCUGAUUUUUACGCAAAUCUGUUCCCGGACGCUGUCCAGGAGGAGAUGGCUGUGUACACCAAGAGCUGAAAAGCCUGAGACUUGACCUCAUACCACUUCUCAAGGGUGACAGUAUAAGUCUGUGGGGUUUGUGCCUUUCAGUCCGGUUCAAAUUCAAACAUCAUGCAUGCAUAAUAAAAUAACACCAUUGUACAAAACAAAAGAAGCAGCCUUGGAUACUCAGGCAGUAAAAUGUUGUACAGAAUGGACUCAAUAUUCGAAUUACAUUUAUGCACAGAUGACAACAUACACGAUUUUAGGGUUCAGUUGUAAAUUUUAUUUUUAAAUAAAUCAAAAUCACAAAUAUACAGCCUUUGACAGACAUUUUGUGCUGAACAGUAAAUUAAAUAUUUUUUUAUUAAAAAGACCAAAAUGUUUGAUUGAGUUAGUAAUAAACUCAAAUAUUUGCACUUAUAAAAUAAAAACAAGUUUCUAACUGCAUUAUAUAUAUAUAUAUACCUGAGUGAAACUUUAAAUUAUAGCAGCUCCUACGAAAGCCACUUUCAUGAGAUUCCCACGUUCAUAAAGUUCAUGUAAUAAUGAUAAUGGCCUUUGUAAUUUCUUGAAAUGUUGUUUGCGCUUCUUGUUAUUAAACAAUUUAACGGAUAUAACAAGGCAAUGGAAA
Molecule: messenger RNA, 1983 nt
Organism: Hippoglossus stenolepis (Pacific halibut)
Lineage: Eukaryota; Metazoa; Chordata; Actinopteri; Pleuronectiformes; Pleuronectidae
Gene: scrn3
Product: secernin 3
Exons: 8
Coding region: 132-1388 (418 amino acids)
Biological process (GO): proteolysis
Molecular function (GO): cysteine-type exopeptidase activity; dipeptidase activity
Source: RefSeq, a predicted model, not a curated record